AGAAUACUGUUGCCUCUCUACUGCGGCUGCGCAUAAAGGAAUACGACCCUCAAACCCGGAUGUAACCAACGCCUAACCUGUGAGAGGAAAAACGGUGAGUAGAAAUAUGUAAAAAUAAGUCUCAAAUUACUUUUUGUGGUUUAUUACACUACGGGACACAUGCGGUAAAGUCUUUUCGAUCAUUUAAAGGUCAAAUGAAGAGUAUACGUAGCGUUUUUAAAGUAAAGAAUUAAAGUUUCUCUGCCACAGGGUUUAAUCCAGUGUCGCUACCAUCAGUGCGGUUGGUAAAGUUUCGUUAUUUUAACUAUCCGUGCGUUUAUGUGAGUUUUUAUGACAAACUGAGCUGUUGCUAAAUUAGAGGAAAGGAUCUUAUUGUUAGCAGACACGGUAAAGUUUGUAUUUCUAACUAAAUCCUAGCCAGCACGAUCACUAAGUCCAUUUUGGACUGUUUUAGCUGUAGGUAUUCGUUUAAAUGGAAGUGGCACCCCCUACUUUUCAUGUGUUUGAUUAAAGUUACGGUCGUUUUUUAGCUCACGGUGAAUCAGAUGAGCGGUUAAUUUAGGGGAAGUGUUUGUCUGUAUCCUCCUCUAAAUCACACUUGGCUAACAGGCCGUGGAUUUCUGUGGUAUGUAGCUUAUGCGGAAGUGACUCACUGUCAUCAAUAAUCUUAUGAAUGCACAUGUAAUAGCAAGCAUAAUGAUACUUAAAGGAGUUUUUUCCCCUUCUGGUUUGUUUAACUUUCAACAACUUAGUCAGGGAAACCUCUGUGUACAUUUAUCCACUCUUAAACAUUUAACAACAGAAACACUGUUUUGCUUUAUUAGUCGUAAUACACUUAAUCUUUAACACUUUCAUGAGAGCUGGUCGGCCUUUGUAGUGCAUUAGUAUGUGAUACAACACCAAUACAGUCUGAUUGCACCUUUUAAAUGACAAGAAACACAAUUGAAAAGAUUUACAACAUUAUUAAUGACCAAAAAAACGUGCAUUUCACCUUAAAAUCUACAUUGACAGGUAUUUCUCGUUUUAUUUUUAUGAUUAAAAACCUGAGUGUCGCACAUUUCUAUCACAGUAUAAUUUACUUCAAGGUUGUUGUGUAAGACUUGAUCACUUUUAGCUUAUCUCAUUCUUGUUUCUUAAACAUUUGAGUUGUUUAAUCCAAAAAAAUCUGUCAGAAGAGUUAUGUUAGAGAUUAGAAGACUUAAAGCUUCCUGAAGAGUUGUAUUGAUUAGAAAAAGAUUAGUAACCCUUUCAUAGACAUUGUAAUCUUGCAGCAGAUCUCGAUAAUUCAAGGUUUUAGUUUGUAUUUUGUUAGUUAUAGUUGAGUGAGUAUAUUUACUGUAUGUGCUACUUUGUAAAUGAUUGUCCAGAAGGCAAAUCUUUUUAAAGACGUGAGUGUUUUUGAUAAACAAAGUAUAGAUGUACAAUUGUUCAGAGACAGUCAAUAAAAACUGUAGCUACUACAGUACUUUUGAAGAAUUUAAUUUUUAAUAAGGUGUCUGGUUUAUGUUUCCUAGUUUAGUUUAGUUUAUUUGUUUAUUCGAACAGGUUAAAAGAAAAACAAAAUAAAUUCAAUGUGCAUUGGCAGAAAAAAUUAAAGAGACAGCUCUGUAGCAACAUAGACAAUCAUACUUUGUUCGAAAGGGUGUAGGAUUAAGUUGAUAAAACUCAUCUAGUCCUACCCCUUUAUUGUUGUGUUACUGUAAUUUAAUCAGUCAGAGCAUGUGUAGGAAUAACAGCACAGAAGAAAGAAAAUAUAUCAGAAAUAGGGCAUGUUACCCAUUGUUAUAAAUUCAUAGGCAAAAUCUGCUUUAGCUUAUAUAAGAGUUGCUCUGGUUACUUUCUCGAUCAGAAUCUAGGAAUAAGGUUUGUGAAUUCAACAAAUAAUUUUGUGAUGUUUCCCUUUUUCUCUUCACCCUGCAGAUGCAGACUAUAAAAUGUGUGGUGGUAGGAGAUGGAGCAGUGGGAAAGACCUGCUUGCUCAUCUCUUAUACAACCAACAAGUUCCCCUCAGAAUAUGUGCCAACGGUAAGAGGAUUUCAUAUCAAGAUGUUUCAAAGUUCUGUAACACAUUAAUAGUCUUUUUGUUUUAUUUCAUCAUAGCUGAAGAACAGUGAAAUUGAAACAUAAAUACUUUUUGUCAUCUCAUUUGACUUUUUUCUUUGUGCAUGCUCAUAGGUUUUUGACAAUUAUGCAGUAACAGUGAUGAUUGGGGGAGAGCCCUACACACUCGGCCUGUUUGACACAGCAGGUGAUGAGAAUUUCUCUUGAAAGACUCUGAUUUGUCUUUUUUUCUCUGUUACUUAUUGACAUAUUGGAAAAAAUAAUUUUGCAUUUCUCUUUUAAUUGUCGUUCUUAGGUCAGGAGGAUUAUGACAGGCUGCGUCCUCUCAGCUAUCCACAGACAGACGUGUUCCUCGUAUGUUUCUCUGUUGUCUCUCCCUCAUCAUUUGAAAACGUCAAAGAGAAGGUCAGUUUAAAAACUGUUUUUUUAACUAAUAGGAAAACAUGAUUUGGGCUUUUGUAAUGUAAUAAAGCCAGAGCACUGGUUUGCAGAAUGAGUCUGACAGAUAUUUAGGGUUCGGAUCAGUUUUUCUUAUUGUUAUUCAUGAUGAAUGUUAUUUUCGCAAUCAUUUAGUUAUUUUUAGCAUAAAUACUGGAAAAUGUCUUAUUGUAAAUUUAAUCAGGUAAUGCCAGGUUAAAGAUUUAAGUCUCCAAGAUAAAGACUUUUUGUGGACAGUUUUACAUACACUUAAUUGGUACCAAAAAUAUGUUCGGUAACCAACCCCAAAAAAAUGACAGUGGAGAAAGAAAAUUGGAAUUUUAUACUUUGCCCAUUUUCUCCAGUGGGUUCCUGAGAUUACACACCACUGCCCACGCACACCAUUCCUGUUAGUGGGCACACAGAUGGACCUGAGAGAGGACUGCAACACAAUUGAUAAACUGGCAAAGAACAAACAGCGCCCCCUAGCCCCUGAUAGCGGGGAGAAGCUGGCCCGAGAGCUCAAAGGUGUCAAAUAUGUGGAGUGCUCUGCCCUGACACAGGUAUUUUGAAUGUCAUUACUGCAUAUUUAAUAUCAGUAUUAUAAGGGACUUCUUAAAAUAAGGCAUUAGAAAAAUACAGAUGUCGUGAUUUUGACCUGCAUCUCAUUUUCUGGACUUUUCAACCAGCGAGGGCUUAAGAACGUGUUUGAUGAGGCCAUUCUGGCUGCCUUGGAGCCCCCUGAGACCAAAACCAAGAAGAGGUGUGUGCUGCUAUAAAUGAACGACUGCAGAGUGAGAUGUAACAGUGUAAGAAAUAAGACUGUGCAAAUCACAACAUCAGAGAGAUUGAUGGCCACUAUGGAAAAAAGGAAGAAACAAAAGGGGACAGGAGGUACAAUAGCAUUGAGACUUAUUCCAGUACACUUGUACACUGACUGUGCCUUCAUAAUAAACCUUAAAGGAGGCUUAGGGAGCAAAACUUCAGUAUACUGUAAAUGCAGUGUCACCCAUCUCCCUUUCUGAAAGCUUUUUAAAUUGCAGUGUUUUCUUCACAGAAACUCUGGUGGGGCGGGCCCCCCUCUGCCUGUCACUGUAGUUUGAUUUUUUUUUAAAGAGUUUAUCUAGUUGCCUUCGCCUCUUCUGUAUUUUUCUUAUUCUUGCAUAUUGGGCCCGCAUGGAAAAAUAAUGAGUAACAUCUUAACAUUAAGUUUGUGUGUGUGGUUUGUAAAGGGGCAGCUUAAUGCUAAGUGUUACUCUAUUUGUAUGGGUUGAGUAAUGGAAGCACAAGAUAGUUAUCAUCACUCCAAAAUAAAAUUAGAUUUCUAUAAUGGUCACCUUUUCCAAAUUCCAGAGACUUCUGAGGAGGCCAAGUGUUUUUGUUUUUUUUAAUCUUGCCAAACUUCCUUUUUCAGGUUACUCCUGAUAUCUGUUUUUUUGUGUGUAUUAUUUUAAUUCUGUGACUUUGUUUGGGGGAAAAUUUAAGCAGUUCUUCUCUUUGAAACUUGAGUUUUUAUUUUUGUCAAGAUAGAUUUUAUUAUUGCUAGACCACCAACUUUGGAUAAUAUAACAAAUGGAGUUGUAAUAUUUUGAAUAUGUCUGAAUCUGAAUAGAGAUUAAGGUAAUAAACUUUGCUAGUCAAUUAAUGGGUGUUUGUAAUCAAAGGAUAUUUUUAAUAAAACGGUUGAAUUAAAUUGGCAGUUGAUUUUUA
Molecule: messenger RNA, 4188 nt
Organism: Xyrichtys novacula (pearly razorfish)
Lineage: Eukaryota; Metazoa; Chordata; Actinopteri; Labriformes; Labridae
Source: the annotation of a GenBank genome assembly